AUGUCCGGAAGACCAAGUGUUGCCCGUGUGUACGCGCCCGUGAACGAGAAGCUGGGGAGAUCCUGGUGGGACUAUGACAACUUGGUGGUGCAAUGGGGCGUCCAGGACAACUAUGAGAUUGUGAGAAAGGUCGGACGAGGAAAGUACUCCGAGGUCUUUGAGUCCAUCCACCUCCCCUCCGACUCCAAGUGCAUCGUCAAGGUCCUGAAGCCUGUAAAGAAGAAGAAGAUCAAGAGGGAGAUCAAGAUCCUGCAGAAUCUGGCGGGUGGGCCGAAUGUCGUCGGGCUGCUGGAUGUCGUGCGAGACAGUCAGUCAAAGACGCCUUCGAUCGUCACUGAAUAUGUCAACAACACUGAAUUCAAGACCCUCUAUCCCAAAUUCACCGACUUUGACGUGCGGUACUACAUCUUUGAACUGCUCAAGGCGUUGGAUUUCUGUCACUCCAAGGGCAUCAUGCACCGUGAUGUCAAACCCCACAACGUCAUGAUUGACCACGAGAAGCGUACUUUGCGGUUGAUCGACUGGGGACUGGCCGAGUUCUAUCACCCCGGUACAGAAUACAAUGUCCGUGUGGCCUCGAGAUACUUUAAGGGUCCUGAACUACUCGUCGACUUUCAAGAGUACGACUACAGUCUGGACAUGUGGAGUUUAGGAUGUAUGUUUGCGAGCAUGAUCUUCCGCAAGGAACCCUUCUUCCAUGGACACGACAACGCCGACCAGCUCGUCAAGAUUGCCAAGGUUCUUGGUACUGACGAACUUUAUGCCUACCUUGAACGCUACGACAUUGAGCUUGACACCCAGUUUGACGACAUACUAGGCCGAUAUCAGCGAAAGCCAUGGUCGCGGUUCAUCACUAGCGACAACCAAAGAUAUAUCUCGAGCGAGGCUAUCGACUUUUUGGACAAGCUGCUGAGGUACGACCACCAGGAGAGAUUAACAGCCGAGGAGGCCAUGGGACAUGCGUACUUUGCUCCCGUGCGAGAAGCAGCUGCCAAGGCUUCUGCCGGUCAGUCUUAG
Messenger RNA from Cryptococcus wingfieldii CBS 7118, 1017 nucleotides. Its product is annotated as CMGC/CK2 protein kinase. Lineage: Eukaryota; Fungi; Basidiomycota; Tremellomycetes; Tremellales; Cryptococcaceae. The record is from RefSeq and is a predicted model, not a curated record. Gene Ontology annotation, biological process: DNA damage response; protein phosphorylation; regulation of transcription by RNA polymerase I. Gene Ontology annotation, molecular function: ATP binding; protein serine/threonine kinase activity. Bases 1 to 1017 code for a protein of 338 amino acids. The transcript is spliced from 9 exons. Gene Ontology annotation, cellular component: cytosol; protein kinase CK2 complex; nucleus.